Molecule: messenger RNA, 2782 nt
Organism: Sciurus carolinensis (gray squirrel)
Lineage: Eukaryota; Metazoa; Chordata; Mammalia; Rodentia; Sciuridae
Gene: C1H1orf141
Product: chromosome 1 C1orf141 homolog
Source: RefSeq, a predicted model, not a curated record
UACCCGCAACCCAGGAUUUCGUCUGCAUAAAUUCUUUGUCACUUUGGUGCUAUAGCUUGGAUAUGGUUUCAUGGUGUCCCAACUAUAGCACUAAGGGUGUUGGAGUUUGGUCCCCAGCAUAGUGAUAUGUGAGGUGAUGGAACCUUUAAGAGGUGGAGCCUAGUGGGAAAUAACCAGAUCAUUGGAGGACCUGCCCUCAGAGGGAAUUAGUAUAGUUCUUCAGGGACUCUGGUUAUUUCUCAUGAGGGGGUUGAUAUAAAAGAGCAAAACUAGCCCUCCCUGCUUUCUGGCUUCGUGUCUUACCAUUUACGUUGACUCUUCCUUGCACUUCCACCAUUGCAAUGUCAUCUGCCAUGAGGCCAAACAAAUGAGGCUGCUUGAUCUUGGACUUUCAGUCUCCAAAACUGUAAGCCAAAUACACCUCUAUUCUUUUUAAAGUACUCAGCCUCAGAUAUUUUGUUAUAGCAACAAAAAACAGAUACACAUGAAACUACAUCAUGAGAUGGAGACGAAGUAACUGGAUGUAGAAAUGUGGAAGAGAGCAUGCUGCAUUGGGAAUGGGAAAGGCACUAUCAGAAACUAUGAAUUUCUAUGUAGUGCAAUAUGUGGUAAAGGAAAGAGUGUUGAAAAGAACUGAAAGAAAUCAAAUACAAAAUUAUGUGUGUUUGAAUCUUUGUCUUUCAUGCAUAAUUGUCUCCAUGUGAUAUUGACAGAAUAACAUACAAUAUGGGAGAAAUAGCAAAGUUUUUUUGAGCUGGGAAGAAGCUAAGUGCCUACACUAAAAACAUUGAUGAGUUCAAUACUUUCUGUGAACCAUAUAAUUUUUACACUUAACUGCCACUGGAGCCUAUUUAACCCACUGAGAAAAGAUUUAUGAAAUGAAUAGUUAUCUGCUCAAAUUUUUAAAAUAAAUAAAGGGAAUUUGAAGCUACUAUUUCUGGAUUCUUGCCUCCACUCUACCCCAAGAUAUUUGUCUUGCACCAAGAAAGUACUUUGUGGACUUCAGUUUUCUCAUCUGAAAAUGGAAAUAAAUUAGACAAGGAAUUUACUGACAGAUAAUGGCAGAAAGAGUCUUACGGAAGUUAGAACUCCUGGAUAAGCAAGCAAAGAUACUCAUGAAGAGAAGAGCCAAGAAAAACAAGCUUCAGUAUGAAAGAAAAGGAAAGACUAUACCCUUAACAUUUGAUUAUCAUUCGGAAUUUGAAGAGGGUAGUUCUAAAACUACACUUGAAACUGUAUCAGAGAUCGUGGAGGAUAAGUCACUUGACACUAGAAAAUCAAAAAAAUAUGUCUCUUUCAAAUGUGAACCUAAACCCAGAAACGUAUUUUGAAAAGCCAAAUUAAGACCACAAUUUGUUCCAACAAACAUAAAAAAUCAAGAAAGUAAGUCAAAAGCUCAAAUGGAAACAAAUACUAGGAAAUCAUUGGAGUCGAUUGGUUUCUUAGAAGAUGAUAUAAAUAAGAGAAAAACGUCUCCUCCACUGCUGAAUGACUUCAGUACAAAAGAAAAGAAGUCAAUCACAAAUGAGGAUUCAGUAAGAAAGAACAGCUUGCUCCCCUUGUGUUUUGAGGAUGAACUGAAAAACCCAAAUGCCAAAAUAAUCGACAUUAGUCCAGCAAAGACAGAAACUUCUCAAAUGGCACAAAAGGACACAAAUCCCAUAAUUUUCCAUGAUACAAAGUAUAUUCAAAUGUUACUUUUGACAAAAAAUGGGUUUUCUCCCCAUCUUUUGGAAAAUGGAAACAUUUACUCUCAAAAAAGAACAAGUUUUGUUUUAGAAAGAAACUGUUCAAUGCUCAAAUCUUCAAUUGGUGAUCAAUUACUUACUUUUUCUGAACCCCGAAGAACUAUGUUUACAGCAUGGGAAAAAGAUAAACCUUUGAAAGUGGACCACAGAACAGUAAAGGACAGUAGCGAUCAGCCAUCAAAAGACAGACCCUGGAGUACAAGUUAUACUAUCUCACCAACUUUUUCCCAUUUCAGAAAAAAAUGUGUAGGUUAUCUUGAUAAAACUGUUAUUGGAGAAAAGAGUGAUAAAGCUCGCAAAUUUGAAAGAAUGCUUUCUACAGUGAAGCCAAUGCUUACACACAAAUUCAGUGUCUCACCUGUUAAAGGCUACUCAAAGCCUUUGAAAAAUAUCCUGGAAGUUCAUAAAUUAAGUGACUUAACACCGUUGGAUGAUUUGUUAAACUUGUCAAAAGAUGAUUAAAGCUCUCCAAAGUUAUCAUUUGUACAGUAAUAGUUGGAUAACAAGAAGCAAAUAUCUAAGUUUCAAGAUGAUAAAAGAAAUCCACAUAUAAUAUUCUAAUGGAUGGCAUUAGAAUAUUAGUAAGGCAUAGAAACUGGAGUUACAAAUCAACAGUGGUCUGUUGGAGAAAAACAUCAUGUUUUAGUAAAUAAUGGGACAACAUUAGGAAAUAAUUAUCAGUGAGAGGAACUAGUCCAUGAUUUUUUUUUUUACUAACUUAAUUAAAUUGAUCAGUCAUCAGCAUUCCAAGACCAAGAAUGGCAUAGACUGAUGAGAUAUUUGUUGUUGGAAGCCAAGAACCUUGUUCUAUAAUUGAAUAUCAAAUGAGACAAACAUACCAUUAAUUUGUCACUGUGGAAUUAAUCAUAUCAGCAUUUUAGAGAACCAUGGGUAAAUAGUAUCACAUUAACAAUGUAUACAACUAAAUGGGUUGUGUAAAAUUUUGAGUAAUUUUUUUGUUAGAGAUAUUAGAGCUUCGUUACUUUAUAAUGGUUUUCCCAAGUGUAACUUUGACUUUUUUAUGAAUUGUAAUU